GACACGUUGCAGUUUAUAUAUAGCGCAGCGGCGGUGGCGGCGGUAGCUACACAGCACUGGUACUAAAAUGGAUCUUCUUGCUGAGUAUCUUGAAAAAAUCACAGAUCUGUGUAGCAGCAGCAGCAGCGGGGAUGAAUUUCCUCAAGAACUAAGAACUUGUCUGGAAACUGCAUCGAAUAUUGUAGCCAAACUGAGGGCUUCUUCAGGACUCGCAAAGAAAGACUGUGCCGGUGCAGUCUGCGGAAAUACCUCAAAGCAAGCUGCCCAGAGUGGCCAAUGUACAGGAAUCAAUGCUUACAAGAUGCUCGCACAUCUGACUAGAACCAAAAACAUCCUUGCGCUAGGCAUCUGCUCCACUUCCAUCGCCCUUGCCAUGGCACAUGUUUUACCCAAGGAUGGAAGGGUAGUUCUGUGCUUAGCCGAACCCUCGCCACAGGAAUCCCAAGACCAUUCUCCCCAGGCCGAGAAGAUACAAAGAAAGGUUGGAGCGACCUGUGAUAUUUUGAAGGAGUUGGCCGCUUCAGGCGAGCAAUUUGACAUGGUGUUUAUCGAUGCCGCCGAGCGCAGUCAUAUAAACUAUUACAACCUGAUUAUGAGCGGCAAUAUGCUAAAAAUGAACGGUGUGAUCUGCGUGCAAAGCGCUCUUGUGAGAGAGCAUCAUUCCCUGGAAAUCACGGGUGAUGAGGAGGGAUCGGCCGUGGCCAGGAAAGUGACAGAUGUAAUUAAUACCGACCCGGCGUUGGAACAGGUCACAUUACCCAUAGAUGGUUCCAUUAUCAUUGCAAGAAGGAUAUUUGUCCCUCCAUCUGGCUCGGAGAAGGAUGUAAUUGUGAAGGACGAUGUGUUCUGGGGCUAUAAAGGCCUUAGUAUUCUGGAUCGGAUGCGCUUAGAUGGAAGGGUGGCCUAUGUGACAGGGGGUGGUCAGGGUAUUGGAAGAGCCUUUGCCCAUGCCCUAGGGGAAGCAGGAGCCAAAGUUGCCGUUGUAGACCUGAUGCUUGAGAAAGCAGAGGCUGUUGCCUUUGAGCUACAAGUAAAGGGGAUAAAAUCGGUUGCCAUAGCAGCGGAUAUUAGCAAAGAAGAAGAUGUGAAAAGGAUUGUAGAUACAAUUGUGACUAAUUGGGGGAGAAUUGACAUAGCAUGUAAUAACGCUGGGAUUAAUAUGAAUUCGGCGAGCGAAGAUACCACGCUGGAAGAGUGGGACAAAACAUUCAGUGUGAACCUGCGGGGCCUUUUCAUGUGCUGUCAGGCUGCAGGCCGCGUUAUGCUGAGUCAAGGAUACGGCAAGAUAAUUAAUACAGCGUCUAUGGCAAGUUUAAUAGUCCCUCACCCCCAGAAGCAGUUAGCGUACAACACGUCCAAAGCCGGGGUGGUGAAGUUGACUCAGACUUUGGGAACAGAAUGGAUUGACAGAGGAGUAAGAGUUAACUGCAUAUCACCUCUCAUCUUUUGCUUGCCUUAUUGCUUUCUGCAUGCUGGAUUGGCCUGCUCGUACGCAAUAGGAGUCUCGGCUGACCCAGAUAAGUUAAAUGGGCAUCGUUGACACGCCGCUCAUCCAUUCCGAUGCCUUAAAACCACUUGUUCAGCGCUGGUUGAACGAUAUCCCUGCCGGAAGAUUGGCUCAAGUAACAGACCUACAGGCUGGCGUUGUCUUCUUGGCGUCGGAAGCCUCCGACUAUAUGACAGGCCACAAUUUAGUCAUUGAAGGAGGCCAGAGCCUUUGGUAGAAGGAGAGAAGCGUCGCUUUUCAUUCAGAGAAACGCUGAGACGUGCGUCGUAGCUGUUGUCUUUCCCUGAGACAAAAUAGGAUUACCGCCGUGGCAUUAUUCCAAUCACAACGCAACAACAGAGCACACAUUUGCCUAAUGCUGCUUCCGCAUUCGUUUUUACAGGUGCAUUAUUGGGUAAUGCUGGAUAAUAGCUACAAAAUGAUAUUGCAUCCUAAGAGUUGAGAAGCGAAUGAUUAUUUUCAGCACCGUAGGGAAUUGGCAUUCUCCGAGUAACAUGGUUUAUUUUCCAUUUUAUGUAGGUAAUAAUGUAUGAGGUAUUUGUAACGUGUUUGUAUUGCAACAUGUUAAAGAGCUGCAGUUAGGUUUCAGGGGUCAUUGGCUAACUGUAUUGUGGUUGUGGGCCCUAUUCAUUAAAGGUACUUGCAUCAUUA
This is a messenger RNA of Xenopus tropicalis (tropical clawed frog), 2158 nucleotides long. RefSeq lists its product as uncharacterized. Gene Ontology annotation, biological process: carbohydrate metabolic process. The transcript is spliced from 12 exons. The coding region runs from base 68 to 1540 and encodes 490 amino acids. Gene Ontology annotation, molecular function: D-arabinitol 2-dehydrogenase activity; oxidoreductase activity, acting on the CH-OH group of donors, NAD or NADP as acceptor; O-methyltransferase activity. Lineage: Eukaryota; Metazoa; Chordata; Amphibia; Anura; Pipidae. The record is from RefSeq and is marked predicted.